Messenger RNA from Hydra vulgaris (swiftwater hydra), 3716 nucleotides. The record is from RefSeq and is a predicted model, not a curated record. Lineage: Eukaryota; Metazoa; Cnidaria; Hydrozoa; Anthoathecata; Hydridae.
UUAUGUUUAUAGAGAAUCAAAAUUAAUUUUUUCAAGUUUCAAUAUUUGAAUUUAAUGCUGAUCGCUAAUGUGAAGUUAUCACAGCGUAACAGCUGUGGAAUUCAUUAAGUCAUUUUCAAUUUCGAUAAUUUAUCAGAAGCUGUUGGGGGCGCCGUCACCCAUUGUCGUUUUUGGUAAAUUAUGAGUAAUGGAAUGAUUUAAAUUAUCAAAUACAAAAGGGAAACAGUGAACAAAUAUUGGACUUCACGGUGACGCACAUUUUGAUUAGUGGAUUUUAUUUGACUCGUUAAUGAUAGUCAUAUAACUCAGGAUUAGUGGCUUUUUGUAAAUAAUCAUUUUAAAGGUUCUAAUAAAUCCAUACUAGAUUUGUUUUACAGCAAAUUCCUAAUAUGCUACAUCUAUCUAACUGAUGGAACAAAAAUGCAUCUUCAAUCAUAAAACAACCAAUUUACAUUCAGCUAAAGAAAUCGAAGAAGACAUGACUGUUUCCACUUCAAAAAGACAAAGAACUUCACCCUCUCUCGAUAAUUUGUUUAGUAAUAAAGAAGUACUUGCGAGAAGGUUAAAACAUAGACCAGAUCGUGUGUCUUUGAUUGAGCGUCACAUUAUUCCAGCUCAAUUAACAAAUCCUGGCAUAUAUGACAAAGUCACUCAAUUGGAGAGGAGAAAGACAAGUGAUUUUCUGCAGAAGAAGAUUCGUGUACGACCUAGUCGUAACCAGUUAGUCCAAAGACAUAUACUGACAGACACUAAAGCUGAUGGGACUUUACUUCAGUCUCUUACAAAACUUGAGCGUCAGCGUAUCGCUGAUCAUCUUAGUGAGCAUUUACUUCAAAGACCUGGUCCUUUAGAACUUAUACAGGAAAAGAUCUUAUCUGUUGAAUCACCGAUACAAAAUGCCCUUAAAGAAGUUUCAUUUGAAAAUUUAAACAGAAAUGUAGCAAUGAUUUCAGAAUUAGAAAGUAAAAUUAACACCCUUAAGUGUGCUCCUUCACCUAAUUCUCCUUUGCAGAGCCCUUUACUUCAUAAAAAUUUCUUUGAGGCUGUUCAAGUCUCAUCAACAAGUAAUUUAAUUUCAGAUUUAAACAAAAAAGAUCAUCAAAAAGAACAAUUAGUUAAACCCAUAUCCAAUGAGUUUCCAAAUAUAUCCAAUGAACUGUCAAAUCAAAUUCAAUUUAAAGAUUUUUCAACAAACACUUUGUUUAUACCAACACAGAUUUCAUUAUCCCAAAAAGAAAAUGAUAAGCUUAUCAAAGCACUUGCAACUAAAAAGUUUCGACCUCAGAAACAACGGGUAAAAAAAUUAAAAUUUCACGAGUGUCGCCCAGCUGAUAUGCACUCUUUAAAAGAUAAUCAUAUUGAUGAACGUUAUCAGAGUUUACUUGAUCAGCAGACCUUGUAUCUGCGUUUGCAAGUUAUGCAACAAAAUGCAAUGUUAAAUGCAAUUCAAGGUAAUACAGAUAAUAUGGUUAACGUAACAGAGAAAAUUGAGAGCGUUGUAGAAAAAGAUACAAGUAUGAAUAGUAAACCUGCUGUACUAUUAUCAUUAGAUGGCAAAAAUCUUGAAGAGAUGCGGGUUAUAGAGUUGCGUGCACAUUUAAAGCAGCGUGGCUUGCUUGUUUCAGGCUCUAAAGCCCGAUUAAUUCAACGUUUGUUGGCUUAUGAAGAAGGUCAUUCAUCACAAACUGAUUAUAACAGAGUUAAAGAUUCACUGCUAUUAACUUCUCCUGAAAAUUCAUCUUGUCUUUCAAUUUCUAAUUCAUCUGUUCUUCAAGUUACAACUUAUUCUACUGCAGGAGGAAAAACGUAUCAACUCAUAUAUGCAGUUCCUAAUCAAUCUAUCCCAGAGUAUCAAAUUAGUCAGACAAGUUUUGCUCCUACUCAACAAGUGCAGCACAUUAUUCAACCUUUAGUUAGUUAUGCAAAAAUAGACGAUGUUAAAACUGGGAUCAAAACAAUUUUUCCGAAAUCUUCUGAGCCUUCCCUUCAAUUACCUUUAAGUGGUUCAUCAACAAUUAUAUAUCAACAGCCUCAUUAUGUCAGUGAAAAGACUAUAGUUCCUCACUAUUAUCAAUCUAAUGGUGUAACAUAUAUGAUGCCACAACAUAUAUCUGUUCAUCCAUCUGCUAACGAUUUAGGUCAACUUUCUCAAAGUGUGCCUACAACUAUUAAGUACUCAAACGAUUACAUAAUAAGUCCAACGAUUGUAAACAUUUCAGACAGUUUUAAAGUUUCAAAUGUUAAAAAUGAUCAGUUAAGAGAAAGAUCAUUUUCAGAGCCACAUAAGCCCAAUAGUUACAUAUCAAAUUUAAAUGAAAAUAAACAGACUAUUAAAGAUUCAGCAAGUACUCCUCUUCAAGAUAUAAACUCUCAAAAAGAUCAGUUACACACUCAGAGAGAUGUGAAUGGUGCAAAGUCAAAUAGUGAAAUAGACGAUAUCAUUGAUAUAAUAGGAGAAUUAUCAAGACCUUCAUCGCCGGUCAAUAAAAAUACUAAAUUUACUACACAGAUUCCUAAAAAAUGUGAUCCGCAUCAACGUUCUUCAUCUAGUAAUAAAAAAAAUAAUAACUUUACAUGUACUCAACAGUCAAAUUUUUUCUCCAUUUCUGAUAUUUUAAGUAAUUCAGAUAACUUUGAAACGAUUUCUUACAACAGGUUGGACUCUCACUGCGAGAGAAAAACAAAUCAUUCAUUUUCUUCCCGAAAUGGAGAUUUCAAUGACAAUGAUCAACUGUUAAAUAAUUUUGAACCUAGUGAAUCGUUUCCUAAGCAAGAUGAUUUGUUAGGUAAUAAUAAACAAUCUGAACAGAUGACUGAUGAAGUUUAUAGUGAAUACACCAGUAGAUCGUCAUUUAUAAAUUCUCCAAACACAUCAGCGAACUGCUCUAACGUUGCAUUUGACUCUAGUUCUCCAAGUAGUUCAUCAGACGAAAUUGUAAUGGAUUUAGAUAAUUUUCAAAACAAUUCUGUAAAUAGUAUCAACCCCGAGAGUAAUGAACAAGAACUUAGUUGGGUUGAAAUGGAUACAGAAUUGACUCGUCCGAUACAUUUUCAAACCACACCAUCGAAGGAAAUUCUCAUUGAUAAUCCUUUUUUAGAUAUGUCCUGCCAAUCUCAUUCAAAUGAAACUGAUCACCCAGUUCAUUUACGAAACGAGUAUAUGUUUAAUGGCAUAGAUCAAAGCGAACAAUUUGUUUCAUUAUUUGAGCUUGAGAGCUGCGACUAUUAGUCAAAAAAUGUGUUGUCCUUUUUUAGCUUAUUUAAAUUUUACUGAAAAGACGAUUCUAGAUUAUUUAUUUACUUAUUAUAAAUUCUACUUGUUUAAAAAUCAUUUUAAUAGUUUCAGAAUUGAUUUGUUAAUACCAGCAUUAAUUUGAAAAUAUAAAUCGAAAAAUUCUGUUUUAAUCAAGAUCUAUAUAUCUAUUUUUUGUUAAUUUCGUUAAUAUUGUAUUACUAGCUUGUUUAAGCACAACGUUUUAGAUGUGUAAGAGUGACUAUGCAACAUAGUGCAGAAUUAUGUUUUUGUUUGUAUAUGUGUGUGUGCGUGAAGCGUGUUAUCUAACAAAUAAUUUUCUUUUUUAAUUCACUUUAAUAUGUUGAAAAGAUUUUUUAAAUUUUCUGCUUGCAUUUCUCGUAAGCUUUCUAAAUUUGUUUCUUUUUUCUUUUUACUUACUGUACAGUUUUUGUCCAUGUUUUAGUGAAUUUAUUUGUUUAUA